AUGCCCAAAAAAGCCACUUAUAUUUUCCGUUGGCCUAAUGGACCUAAAUCAGUCAAGUUAUCAGGAUCAUUUAAUAAUUGGAGUACUCAAAUACCUAUGGAGAAAUCGAUAUCGAAUAAUGAUUUCAAAUUGAAAGUUAUCUUUGAUUUGAGCGAAUUAGAUACAAAUGAUGAAGAAAAUCGGAUUCGAUUCAAAUUUAUCGUAGAUGAUCAUUGGUCUAUAAACAAUUAUUACAAGACUUGUGUGGAAAGGGAUUCAGGGAUUGAAAACAAUUAUAUUAAUAUAGAUGAAUUACAAGUAGAUUUUGAUGAAUUUGAUAAAGAGAUUCCAGUGCAAACAGAAAUAGAAACAGAAACGCAAACGCAAACCCAAGAGAUUAAACAACCUACUGAUAAAGAUUCUAAUAAAGAUAUGGAUAAAUUAGAAGGCACAACUGCAGUGGAUAAUGAAGAAUCUACGGAGCAACCUGUUCAACAAAGUAAGAAAGUUAAAAUUAGAAGAAAGAUUAGAACUAAUAAAUUAACUGGGGAAAGAAUUGUUAUGUCUGAAGACAUUAUUGACAUUGAUAAUUCACAAACAGCCCUUCCAGAUGGUAGUUCCAAUGGAUAUCAAGAAUUAAUAGAUGAGGAUGAAUUUUUUGAUGCUAAUAAAGUGGUUACUAAUGAUAUGCUAUCCGUACCGGAUGUUGCUUCUGCUAAUGAUGAAUUAAGACAAAUCGAUACUAUACAAUUGAAAACUGGCACCACUCCAACCACUGCUGCUACAGAUAUACCUCUUGAUGUCAAUAAUGUACGAGAACAAGGGAUCCAACCAGUGAGAUCCAAGAAAAUUUCUAAAGAUAAGGCUGGUUAUAGGAAAAGCUUAGUGGAAGAUGAUAAGAAACAGAAACAAGAUGACUUUGUAAAGAGUGAAAGUAAUGAUUCUGAUCAACCAAAAUCAAUCUUAUCUUCACUUUUGAAGAAAACAGAUUCCUCUUCGAAAUCAAAGUCAAACGAAAAGAAGACGAAAGGAAAGAAAGAUGAUGGUGAGAAGAAGAAUAAGCCAAAGGAUAAAGAUUCUUCAAAGGGCUUAUCCAAAUCUUCAUCCAAGGAAAAUUCACCCACUAAAUCUGGUAAAGAAAAAUCAAAAAGAUCUUCAAAAGAUUCCUCUGACCAAAAAUUCAUAGCUUAUAAUACAACUCCACCAGAGAAGGAAAAAAAGAAAUCCAAAAAGGAUACCAGCAAAAAUACAUCAAAAAGUACCUCUAAAAAUACGAUUAAGAGUUCAUCCAAAAGUGGAUCAAAAAAUGCAUCUCCAAAGGGAGGUUCUUCCAAUAAUGAAAUUAACAACAAAUAUUUAAAUGAUGAUGAUUGUGAACAUUUUCGUGAAAGUAUUUGGAUUAAAAUAAAAAAAAGACUCCCAUGA
This is a messenger RNA of Henningerozyma blattae CBS 6284, 1404 nucleotides long. Its product is annotated as glycogen-binding domain-containing protein. The transcript has a single exon. NCBI's taxonomy places the organism in Eukaryota, Fungi, Ascomycota, Saccharomycetes, Saccharomycetales, Saccharomycetaceae. Gene Ontology annotation, molecular function: protein kinase binding. Gene Ontology annotation, cellular component: cytoplasm; nucleus; nucleotide-activated protein kinase complex. Gene Ontology annotation, biological process: signal transduction. The record is from RefSeq and is a predicted model, not a curated record. Bases 1 to 1404 code for a protein of 467 amino acids.